This is a messenger RNA of Chenopodium quinoa (quinoa), 303 nucleotides long. RefSeq lists its product as uncharacterized. The transcript is spliced from 2 exons. The record is from RefSeq and is a predicted model, not a curated record. NCBI's taxonomy places the organism in Eukaryota, Viridiplantae, Streptophyta, Magnoliopsida, Caryophyllales, Amaranthaceae. Bases 1 to 303 code for a protein of 100 amino acids.
AUGGGUUUUGCUCAAAGAAGAGGAUGUUAUGUUGUAAUGCUUACAAUAAUGUUCAUAUUUUUGGUAACGAGUUUUGAUGAAGUUGAAGCUAUAAGACCAUUGAAAAAAGAUCAAAAAACGUUAUUAUUAGCGUCGUUGCCUAAGGGUCCAGUACCGCCUUCAAAAUCUAGCCCGUGUACUAACAUCCCCAAGAGUGGUGGCACAGGUCGCUGCACCAUGGAGGUGAAUGUUGCCGGGAGAGCCACCAAGGCGGGUGAUGAGAAUCGAUCUCAAGAUCUCCUAGAAUCGGGAGAGAAACUCUAA